AUGGCAUCUAAUGAACAGACAACAACAACAUCAACAGCUACUAGUAAUGCUAAAGUAACAUUUAAAAUAACAUUAACAUCUGAUCCGAAAUUACCAUUUAAAGUUUUAAGUGUACCUGAAAAUACACCAUUUACCGCUGUUUUGAAAUUUGCCGCUGAAGAAUUUAAAGUUCAAGCAGCAACAAGUGCAAUUAUUACUAAUGAUGGUAUUGGAAUAAAUCCAUCUCAAACAGCUGGUAAUGUUUUUCUUAAACAUGGCGCCGAACUUCGAAUUAUUCCACGUGAUCGUGUUGGUUCAAUUGUACUUGAUAUCGGUUGUGAUCGAAGUGAAGGCCUAUUGAAAAUAUGUCGUGAUCGUCAAUAUCAAGUAUUUCUUUCUGAUUGUAUGAAUAUAUCUAUAUCAAAUGAUACAUUUGAUGGAGCUAUAUGUAUUGCUGUUAUUCAUCAUAUGAAUAAUCUAUCAUCAAUUGACAGAAAUGAUGAAUUAAUUAUUCAUACACCACGUACAGAAUUUCAACGAUCAGAUUGUCUUGUACCAUGGGUAGAACAAACGGAAACAUAUUUAAGAUAUUGA
Adineta steineri is the source of this 573-nucleotide messenger RNA. NCBI's taxonomy places the organism in Eukaryota, Metazoa, Rotifera, Eurotatoria, Adinetida, Adinetidae. The record is from the annotation of a GenBank genome assembly.